GUUAUGAAUGAAAUCGAAACAACUCCGUUUUGGAUUCUUAGACUUUAUGAAUGAUGACAUGACAUAUCAAUCGAAUGUCACAUGACGACAUUGAAAAUGAAAAUGUUGACAUCACUAGAUACGUGAACACAGGUCGAUUGAAAUAGACAUCAGUAUGCAGGGUUUGUCUAGACAGAGGAGUGAGGAUGGCAAGGUUCUCUGUGGAUCUUGUCCAGAUGAGCAGUGUCAAGCCAAAUUGUUUUUUCCUGCCUAUGACAAGAGUGUGGAAUGCACAGGCUGUGGAAAACGACAUGAGCAGACAUCGCUACAAAACAUCGCUGAAGUCACUAAUCCUAGCGUAGCAUUACACAACAUCUUAAAAAACAUCCUCCUGGGAAAUGUGAAGCCUAAGAAAGGAACUGAUGAUGUCAAAGUUCUUGGCCUGUCAAAUUAUGUUUGUAAAUCUAUUUCUCCAAUUCUGACACGAUAUGGAAUGGACAAGAGAACAGGGAAGGCAAAACUUCUCAAAGAACUUUCACAGCAAGACAUUUUCAAUUGUGGAAAGAUUCUCGGUGAUCGUGCUUUCCUCAUUGAGGAGGAGAACUUGGAGGUGAUUGGGUACGGAAGAGAUCGAUCUGGAAGUGUAAGAUACUUAGCAGACAUUCUAAAAGAACUAAAAAUCUACAAUGACCAGGAAGAACGUCUUGUCCCUAUACACGCCGAUGGAGAUGGACAUUGCCUUGUUCAUGCUGUUUCCCGAGCGUUGGUCGGCAGGGAAUUGUUCUGGCAUGCUCUACGACUGAAUUUAGCUGACCAUUUCCAGACAAAUUUAUCCCGGUACAAGGAACAUUUUAGAGAAUUCAUAGACACCAAUGAGUGGGAUUAUAUCAUUGGAGAAUGUGAUCCAGACUUUAUUCCCCGUGACGGAGAACCAUUGGGUCUUAGAAACAUUCAUGUGUUUGGUCUGGCCAACGUUCUCCAUAGGCCUGUCAUACUCUUGGAUUCCUACCUUGGCAUGCAGAGCUCAGGAGACUAUUCUGGUGUUUUUUUGCCCGCCCUUGUUGAGCCAGAAGCCUGCAAGAGUCGAGAUGGUACACUCAACAAACCACUGUGUAUUGCCUGGAGCAGUGCUGGACACAACCAUUACAUUCCUCUCGUAGGAAUCAAAGGAAAGAAUCUGCCGAACUUACCUCGAUCUAUGAUCCAACGAGCUUGGGGAGUUCCUUCCGAUUUGAUUGAUAAGUACAUAGAGUUUGACCAAUCAGACCUUUGCAGAGUAGGAGGGAACAAGUGUUUGUCAGACAAGUACAUUCGUCAGCUGGUGUCGGCCAUGGACGAAGUGUUUGUACAGAAGAAUGGCGUGCCUCCUCAGCUUGUGGCUGACGUACACCAGUUCCUGUACAAGUCUUCAGGUAUUGUCGGGGUUAAACUGGAAGAAGUGAUAGAAACAACAAAAACUGCCAUAGAGGAGCAUGUUCUGUACCGAUGUCUCACCUGUGAGGCCCUGAUCAGGUAUCAUCUUCCCUCGGAGUGGUUCCGGCGCGGGGGCAGUCUGUAUGACCUUGCAGUUAAGACGCACAAGGAUCUACUAACGGACAAGAAAUACGUCUUCCCAUAUCAAGGGGUGACAUGCAUGUACAACAAAGAAAAAGACAUUCUGGUCCCAGAUAAAGACACUUCAAGGUUGAAGACAUGCUCCUUUUGCCAAGGUGACAGCGUGCGUCUGGUCAAUACCGAUGGGGGUGUGCAGUACUUUAACGGCGACCGUACAUUGGCCCGGUCUACAUCUGGCAGGUGUGCCUGCGGCUUCAAACACUACUGGGACGGCAAGGAAUACGACAACAUUCCAGAGAUAUUCCCUGUGACCCUACAGUGGAACGGUAAAGUGGUCGAGGAGAAAGUGGCCUGGUUCCAGUAUGAGACAGACCCGACCAUGAACAGUAACGUGUUCCAAGUAUCACAAAAACUAGUCCAGAAACAUUUUCCAGGUGAAUUUGGUAGUGAACGACUUGUCCAACAGGUAGUCGACACCAUCUUACGCAACACUGCCAGUCAGGAGACCAGUCAACUGGAGGAAGCCGAGGGAUCACAGGAUGUUGACAUGGCUGAUGACCCUCUGUGGUCAUCUGAUAUACCCUCUAAAAUCAUACUGACCGGUUAUAAGCAAAAAACCCUACACAAAGAGGAGUUGACCAUGAGUGAGACGGAGAAAAAUGUUCGUAAGCAAGUGGAGAGUCAGGCUCCGAAACAUCAACAGAGAAAGACAAAGGAGAUUGCUGCCCUAGCCGCCAAGUCCAGUCCAAAAAAGUCAAAAUCUGAUAUCACUGCGAAGAAAACAGAAAAUGUCAGCCCUUCUCAUGUUCCGAUGGAAACUACACAAGCAACGAAGAAUAGGCAGAAAAAGGUUCGCUUGGCAACUUCUGAUGGAAGACAGGUCAUGUUGACCCUAGAGAAGGAUUUGACUUUUGAUGACCUUCAACAAAUGAUUCAAUCAUCUGUUGAUGUCCCUCCCCACCGACAGAAAAUCAGGGUUGGGUUUCCACCGAAGGAGCUUAAGCCUCCGGCUGAAUCAGAUUCAGAUCAAAUUAUCAACCUUCAACACGGAGACAAGAUUGCUCUAGAGGUGCUGCCUGACCCUGUGUUACCUGCGGGAAGGUCAAAGUCGUUCAGUGCUGUGUCCGCCUCGCCUGCAGCAAGCAAGCCGCGGUUGAGUUGGAGCCACUUUGAACAGGACACCCACCAAGCCUCGGCCGAUACCCUCCUACAGAGUCUAAAGAAUGCACAGGAAGCUAAUGACACUUUAGAUGCCAGUAUUGCGUCGCUCGCGAUCAUGGCAACCAUUUCUGGCAAGGAUCUUUGGACCCAGGUACAGAGCAUGCCUCAUCUGUUCUCUGUUGGGGGUCUAUUCUACAAACAGGUAGAGCGUGAUCUCGGACUGGUGGAUGGUAAACACUGCCAGCUUCCGUCUCUCGAAGGAAAGGUUUUCCGUUAUAAUGCCAAAGAAGGGAGACUUGAGCUCUGCAUGGAACCUUAUGGCCAUUUCCAGGUAGAACCUGGCGUUGAUAGAAAAGUGGCACAGCUGAAGGAACAGGAAGAGAAGAUAACAUUCGGAAGCAGUGGAGCUGUUAAACAUGACACUAAAAGACAGGCGGCCUUUUCUGGUGAGGGACAUUCCUUACAGGCCAUGAAUAUUGAACGAAUGCCUAGCAACAUUCAAGACAUGACUACCCAUCAUCACCAUGGCAACCAUCACAAUACUGUCAGAAAUAUGCAGACAAUGUGUAGUCCUAGCAAACAUGAAACUGCUAUACCUGAAGAAAUGGUUACGGAGAGCUCUACGAAGGGGAAUAACUCUAGUGAAGAAGGGAGGAAGUACCAGAGACUUGGGCCAGGCUACAGUGUUCUCGACCCCAAUCUUGCUGACAACACCAGUCAGAAUGCCCAGUUUUUCAAGGAAAUUGCAGAUAGUAUGGAAAAAUCCAUGCAGGAGAUUGAUCAAGAGAUGGAACGUAUUGAUGAUGACGAACAGAAGAAGCAGUUUCGUGGCACAGCUGCAAAUGUGAUUGCUGAAGCACGACCCGAAGUCAACGUCCAGCCUCGUGUGCAACUUGAAAAUAAGGACAUAGUUAGGUCGUCUACGACAGAACAGUCGUCGGCUGACUUGACGCUUCCUGAUGCUUUAGAGAUUGAGAAGAAUCAAGAAGAAGUUCAAACGUCAGAAAGUUUAAAUGUUGGAAUUUCAGAUGGAGAAAAACCAGACACUGAAAGUGAAAGUGAAAGUAAAAGUCCUAUUAACGAAUGUAUUGAUAUUAGUGCUUCUGGGGUUUCAGAAACUUGUUCUUCUCAAACACCUUCUACCGUGGAAAUUCCUGGUGCUGGUGCCUUGCCAGAACUAGAGGAAAAGGAACCAGAGAAAUCCCAAGAGAUAAUAUAUGACAGAGUCGGGGAUUUCACAGUAACAAGUGCGGACACCCUGGAAAAAGACAAAAGAGCGGAUAGUGAAACGACACAGGACAGCUCUUCAACAAAACCAGAAAAUGUUGAAGAGGAAACAAAAAUGGCCAAGUCUCAUGACAUUGUAUAGUUAACACAACUUGGCUAGUGUGAAGCACUGUAAACAAACUUGUAUUGGCCAAUGCAUGUACCUCGGUCUACAAUUUAAGUAAGAAAGUCAUUUAGUGGAUCAACCCUUUUCUGAAACCAACAUGUGCAUGUGCUGAUACUGUCAAAGUCAUGUUUUAGUGGGGUUCUAAUUUUUCGUGAUUUUCGCAGUGACAAUUUUUCCAUGAAAAAUACAACCCCUCUCUUACCAUCGGACUAAGUGUCAUGGCUAGCAAAGCUAAAAAUACGAAAAAAUUAACCUUUUAGUACAAAUCCUAAAAAAUCAUAUUAAAACCAGCAGUGUAUAGGUCAAGCUCUAGAACAGCUGACCUGCAGUGUAUAGGUCAAGUACUAGAACAGCUGACCAGCAGUGUAUAGUUCAAGAACUAGCAAAGCUGACCAGCAGUGUAUAGGUCAAUUGCUAGCACAGCUGACCCGCAGUGUAUAGGUCAAGUACUAGCACAGCUGACCAGUAGUGUUUAGGUCAAGUACUAGAACAGCUGACCAGCAGUGUAUAGGUCAAGAACUAGCAGAGCUGACCAGCAGUGUAAAGGUCAAGUACUAGAACAGCUGACCAGCAGUGUAUAGGUCAAGCUCUAAAACAGCUGACCCGCAGUGUAAAGGUCAAGCUCUAAAACAGCUGACCCGCAGUGUAUAGGUCAAGAACUAGCACAGCUGACCAGCAGUGUAUAGGUCAAGUACUAGCACAGCUGACCAGCAGUGUAUAGGUCAAGAACUAGCACAGCUGACCAGCAGUGUAUAGGUCAAGUACUAGAACAGCUGACCUGCAGUGUAAAGGUCAAGCACUAGAACAGUUGACCAAGUACUAGCACAGCUGACCAGUAGUGUUUAGGUCAAGCACUAGAACAGCUGACCAACGGUAUAUAGGUCAAGCACUAGAACAGUUCACCAGUAGUGUAUAGAUUGGACAAUACAACAAUUGAACAUUAGUGGAACAGUACAAGUCUUAUACUAAAACAAACAAUUUGACCUGUUUAUUAUGAUAGAAGAAAAUUCAUCAAAAGAAAAUUGCUCAAGAAAGACAAUUGACAUUGUUACACAAUUGCAAUGUCAUACAUGGCCAAUAUACUAUGUCAUGCAUGAGUAAUGUUCAAAGUCAUACAUGGUAAAUAUACUAUGUCAUACAUGAGUAAUGUUCAAUGUCAUACAUGGUAAAUAUACAUUGUCAUACAUGAGUAAUGUUCAAUGUCAUACAUGGUAAUUAUACAUUGUCAUACAUGAGUAAUGUUCAUUGUCAUACAUGGUGUCAUACGUUAUCAUACAUUGGUCAUGUAGUGUUAUACAGUAGUGUUAUACAGUAGUGUUAUACAGUAUUGUUAUACAGUAGAACCCUGGUCAUCUAGCCCAAAAGUUGGACAAUUUGAAAAUGCAUUUUUCUUAGGAAAUGCUAAUGUACAACAUUUCUGCAUUCGUCAAGAAAAGUCACCAUUUCAAAGAUAUUCUUUUCUCUUCAAAAGUGUCCAGACUAUGAAGUGUAUAGGUCAAGAACUAGCACAGCUGACCUGCAGUGUAUAGGUCAAGAACUAGCACAGCUGGCCAGCAGUGUAUAGAUUGGACAAUGCAACAAUUGAACAUUAGUGGGACAGUAUAAGUCUUAUACAAAAACAAACAAUUUGGCCUGUUUAUUAUGGUAGAAGAAAAUUCAUAAAAAGAAAAUUGCUCCAGAAAGACAAUUGUACAUUGUGACACAAUUGCAAUGUCAUACAUGGCCAAUAUACUAUGUCAUACAUGAUUAAUGUUCAAUGUCAUACAUGGUAAAUAUACAUUGUCAUACAUGGUGUCAUACGUUAUCAUACAUUGAUCAUGUAGUGUUAUACAGGAGAACCCUGGUAAUCGAGCCCAAAAGUUGGACAAUUUGAAAAAUGCAUUUUUCUUAGCAAAUGGUCAUGUACAACAUUUCUGCAUUCGUCAAGAAAAGACCUUCUUUUCUCUUCAAAAGUGUCCCGAGUACAAAGAUAGAACUGCAUGUUAUGAGCUAACAACAUAUUUAUUUGUCCUAGAACCACAAAUUAGGUUAAGAUUAUUUAUUAUGACGAUAUAUUACUUAAUGUGUAUACUUCAGUAUUUCAUGUUGCCAUAUUUCUAGGUCUUCAGAGCCAAACACUGUGACCUAAUGCCAUCAAUGUGUUUGUCCAUCUCUGUGUGCUAUGCAUUAUCAUUUCACAUUUUCCAAUUCUUCUCUAUAACCAGUUGAAAAACAAGAUAUUUGUCAAAUCUUUUGAUAGUGUGCCUUUUGCUUUCUGAAGUGAAAGGCUGUCAGCUUUGUCCAAUUGAUUGACCUUGACCUUCUUUCACAGGUCAUGGGGGUAAAUAUGUUAAAAAAUUAAACAACUUCUUCUUAAGAACAUUAAAAAGGCCUACAUUGAUAAUGAUUGGGUUGUAUCUAGGAUGGCUAUCAGAUUUGUUCAAGUAAAUUACCUUCACCCAGUUUUAGGUCUAGUAUCUUUUAAAAACUUCAAAUAGUUUCUUUCAAUGAUCCAAAAGGCCUGGAGUAAUUAUAUUUGUGAUAUAUAUAGCUAGGAUUAAGGAUGAACGCUAACACAAUUUUUGGAUGAAUUAUGUUAACCCACUUUCUAAGGUAAUUUCCCAAAUUAUCAAACAAUUUCUCCGACAGAGAUACAUAAUGUCUAGUAUAAACAUCAUGUUUUAUAUAUAUAUAUAUAAAAAAACCAUCAUUUUUAUAAUCAUCUUAAAUUUGACUCGAAUAUAUUCCAGAUGGGUUAACGUUUGACUCACUUUAAAACAUAGCAUUGAUUUAAUACUUUUUAAUCCACUCACCAAAGUAAACUAUAUAUCAACUACAUAUGUUUGGUCAUUAAAUAAUAUCUAAGAGCCAUUAAAUAAUAUCUAAGAGCCAUUAAUUAUUGUGCUGUGAAUAAGUUAAUUGAUAAAAAGAUCCAGGAAUAAAUACCCUAAAAUCUUUAUAAGAAGCCCCGGCUUAUUGUCAUUUUAGAAAGAAAUACCAGGCUUAUUUUCAAUGCUUGCUUAUUUUCAUUUUAGAAAGAAAUCCAAGGCUUAUUUGCAAAGCUGGCUUAUUUUCAUUUUAGUACGGAAACCCAGGCUUCUUUUCGAAGCCUGCUUAUUUGCAAUGAAGUCUUAUUUUUGAAAUCAUUUAGGCAGUAAGCCAUCAGUGGCUUAUCUUCCAGUCCUUCUUUUUUUUGCAUGGAAAAAUAACAAUUUUCUUCAGAAAAUCAAAUUAAUUUCUCUUUUUUUCUUAUAAAAUUGAUGCAAUAGUAAGUCAUGUGAAGUUAUAUUUACUUGUAAACCUGUUUAGGUUGACUAUUUUCAAAGACUUCUUUUUAUCAAGAUAUAUUUGACUGCAAGGAAUCCAGGGCUUACUUUCAAAAUAUGCCUAUUUUCAGAUCAGGCUUAUUAUCGAGAUUUUAGGGUGAAAUAUUUUGUUUCCGUCAAUAGCAGCAUUACCUCAUUCUGAAAUCAAUUUGACGAUUGCUCAGGCCUGUAUGUUCAAAUAUAGAGUCUUAGGCCAAUUUGAGUACCUAUUUAUUCAUUUUUAUACUUGGUAAUAGAUUACAGCAUAUAGGCAUUGUCAAUACAUCUAUAGAAAUAAAUCAAUGUUGUGAACUUAGGAGGAUAUGGAAAUGAUCAGAAUUUGUUAUGGCUGAUGAAAAUCAUUUUUUUUGCCCUGUAUGAUGUAUGCAUCAGUUGUACCAAUUUCAUAAUCGAUAUAAUUGGUUCCAUACUGAACUGAAGUGUCAAAUAUAUGUAAAGUUUGCAUUGAAAGUCAUUUAUUGUUAAUAUAUGAUUGAUGGUAAUGUAAAAAAAAUAAUGGAAGUGUAGAAAAAACCCACCUUUAAACAGAUUGCCCAUCACUAAUCAGAAUAAUUCUACAGUCAGUUUUCGAGGAAUUUCUUUAAAAACAGGAUAGCCCUCCACCACUGGAUCGCGGGUUCAAGGCCUAUGUGGGGCAGUCGCCAGGUAC
Mizuhopecten yessoensis (Yesso scallop) is the source of this 8041-nucleotide messenger RNA. RefSeq names its product deubiquitinating protein VCIP135-like. Gene Ontology annotation, biological process: endoplasmic reticulum membrane fusion; protein ubiquitination; protein K48-linked deubiquitination. Gene Ontology annotation, molecular function: cysteine-type deubiquitinase activity. Lineage: Eukaryota; Metazoa; Mollusca; Bivalvia; Pectinida; Pectinidae. The coding region runs from base 155 to 4063 and encodes 1302 amino acids. The record is from RefSeq and is a predicted model, not a curated record. The transcript has 18 exons.